Messenger RNA from Melanotaenia boesemani (Boeseman's rainbowfish), 1257 nucleotides. RefSeq names its product southpaw (gene spaw). Gene Ontology annotation, biological process: BMP signaling pathway; SMAD protein signal transduction. The transcript is spliced from 3 exons. Gene Ontology annotation, cellular component: extracellular region. The coding region runs from base 1 to 1257 and encodes 418 amino acids. The record is from RefSeq and is a predicted model, not a curated record. Gene Ontology annotation, molecular function: cytokine activity; type I activin receptor binding; growth factor activity. Lineage: Eukaryota; Metazoa; Chordata; Actinopteri; Atheriniformes; Melanotaeniidae.
AUGGAAGCCAGAGUCCUCUUUGCAGUUUUCUGCACACUCAUCAUCUGCUCUUUUGGUGCUGUUUUCUCCACUCGAGCCCGCAGAUAUCACACACGCCUUGAGAGCAGUGUAGCACUCAGAAAUCAGUCAACCAGUCAUCACAGCAGAUACCCUCAGUACAUGAUGCAGCUGUACCACUCCUUUAAGUCUGCCGAUUCCAUCUCUUCGCUAGCUGUCAACGCCAUAACUUCACAAAUUGACAACCCAUCAGUGCACAACUUUGAUUCGGUCCUGAGUCUGGUGGCCAAAGGUUGCCAUCAAGUGGGGGACCGAUGGAAAUUGAUGUUUGACAUGUCAUCAAUCUCCGCUAGGGAGCUUGUCCAGCUGGCAGAGCUACAAAUCAGGCUACCUGCUUUCUCUGCCUCUAAACAUGCCACUGUGGAUUUAUAUCACUCCCCGAGACAGAGCUGUGACCCAGGCAGAGCAUCAUGUCAGGAAGAGGACUUUUUCUUAGGGAGUUUUGAUACAACACCCAGCAACACAAAGCCAUCCUGGAAGGUAUUUAAUGUGACUGCUCUCUUGAAGUACUGGCUGUAUCAGGCAGGUACAGUGUUGAGCCCCGAGGCCUCAGGAGAGCCUGAGACAGAUCAUGGGAGCGGUGCUGGGGAUGAAGAGAAGAUCAGUGACAAACCCUCUUUGAGCAGUUUUGAAAUGAGGCAAAGAAAAACACACUAUCUAACCACAAAUCGAGUCAUAAUGGUCAUCUUCGCCAAACAAAACCUACGUCACGAAAGCCAUGCAGCAUACGGUCUCAUUCAUACUGUGGAAAACUCCAAGUACGUGACAAAAGGUGCAGUCAGCAGUGACAGUCAAAGCCGUCGCCACAAAAGAAACCGAAUGGAGAGGAUGCGGGUUGCUGAUAGAGCUGUACCUACUGUGGCACCAACAAUGGAUCCGGUUCAACGACCGCUGUGUCGGAGGGUGGACAUGUGGGUGGACUUUGACCACAUUGGGUGGGAUGAGUGGAUUGUGCAUCCAAAACGCUACAAUGCUUAUCGCUGUGAAGGAGAGUGCCCUACACCACUGGAUGAGUCCUUCCACCCCACCAACCACGCAUACAUGCAGAGCCUCUUGAGACUUCAUCAUCCAGACAGAGUUUCUUGCCCAUCUUGCGUGCCAACGCGCCUCAGCCCGCUUUCCAUGUUGUACUAUGAAAACGAUGACUUGACUCUGCGCCAUCAUGAGGAAAUGAUUGUUGAAGAGUGUGGCUGCCACUGA